AUGGUUCUUCGCAGCUUUGUCAACAUCACCGAGCGCACGGGAGCGUCGUUUGCGCGGCGGCGGGCGUCCAACGUGUCGUCGUCGUCGGGCAGCAAGCGCUACUCGCACCCCUUUUUCAAGCCCUCCUACGCCAAGCCCCAGGAGUUGCUCAUAGUGGACGACGUGGCCCGCGAGGGAUCAGGCCGCAAAACACGGUACAGCCGGUACUGCAACAUCCUCACGCCCGUGGCCAUGGUGACGCGCAACUAUAUUGUGUUCGACCAGUCGCACAACACUGACGACGAGCCCCGGGGGCAAACCCCGAUCCUGCUCAAGAAGGCAGGCGGCAAAACAAACAAGAACGGCCACAUGAGCGUGCGCGUGGGCGCGAUCGCCAGCGGCCGCCGCCAGCUGCGGUUCCGGCGGGCUAACUCGACCACCGUGCGCACGUUUGCGCUGGAAAAGCCGGCCGGCAGCAGAGACUACUCUACGGUGCGCGAACUGGAGCAGCAGCUGCGCGAGCUCCAGGUGGGGGAGAAGGAGGAAACGGCCAAGAGGCCCGUGCAGACGGAGAAAAUUGACGCCGCCAGCCCGCUGGUGGUCCACGAACGUCUGAUAGACGAGCUGCUCUCGAGCAACCGGCCGAGCGAGGUGCUGGCCGUCUACUUCAACCUCAGGGGCAAGGGCCUUGUUCCCACGACCGCCCUGUACAACAAAGUUCUGCGCUCGAUUCCGCAGCGCACCGACACCGGCGAGUCCGCCGAGGACAAGCUCACGCACCUGCUCAACGUGUACUCUGACAUGCUGUCCAACAACCUCAAGCCGUCCGACGAGACGUACGAGCUCGUGGUGGGCCAGCUGCUGACGGGCGCGCAGAACAGCUACAGCACGGGCGAGUUCCGCAACAGCAACGACUUCUUCCGCAUCGCGCUCGAACUGUUUCUCAUCAGCCACAGCUCCAACGCGGCCAUCCGCUUCGACCAGGCCGUCUACCACGACCUCGUGCGGGGCCUAAACAGAUUCAGGCGCGUGCAGGUCGUCGCGGCCGACAAGCUGUACGAGCUGCUCAAGCCGCGCGUCGAUCUGACCGAAAACGAAAAUUUGGGCCUGUUGCUGCAGCUGCUCAAAUACGCCGGCUACGCGGAAAACACCGGCCUGGUCAACACCCUAUACCACGACAUCAACGACAGCAUCGACGCCAAGGUGCUGGAGGCGCAGCAAUACGACAUCUACGCCGUCAUGCUCGAGUCGCUGCUUCUGUGCGGCCAGUCCGCCGAGGCUGCCGCUUUCCUCGACCAGGUGGUCGGCAACUGCGACAAGUCGCAGAAGCACACGCUCUCCAAGCUUCUCUCGAGCUUCAUUGCCGGCCAGGCCGCCCUGGACCCCGCCAAGGCGUACGACGCGUACCUCAAGUUCAACGCCGUCGACUGGCUCCCAGAGGUGUCUGUGGCCAGUCUCGCGCUCUUGAUGAGAAAGUUCCUCGACUGUAACGACUUCGGCUCGGCACUAAAGGUCUGGAACAUGAUCGUGCCGCGCAAGGAUUUCGACGAGGCGAUCGGCCAGCUCGCCCAGCACGACGACUACGAGUACCUCGCGUCGACGGUCGACACUCUUGUCGGCGCCGCGCUCGACAGAAUGGAUAGACAGAACCUCAUCAGAUUCACCAGAGAAAUCAUCAUCAAGGACAGCCUCGUGCUGUCAAACGAGUCGCUCCUGAACCUCGUGUCCUACCUCAACGCGAACGAGAAACAAACAGAGCUCGCCACUGCGCUCGUCAUCAACCAGGGCUACAAGAAGGCCAGAGACGGCACGAGCCUCAACAACUACCUGUCGCUGCUCGUCGACUUUCUCGCCCCGUCCCAGUACCAGUCCCUGUUUGGCUCGGGACUGUUCAAGACUGCUGUGGAGCAGUAUAGAGUGGUCAACGAUAACAUCUACGGUCUGAUCAAGAUCUUUGAUUACGUCAGCGGCCUGUCGCAGAUGACGGAGCAAAUCAAGCUCAAGAUGAAGUACUACGGCAAGGUGUUGAACUUUGAGUUCGAGGACGCGUCCAACCACUAUGUGCAGCUGCCGGAGGAGCUGGCGAGAUUUAGGCAGUACGUUUCGCAGCUGGCUGAAUGA
This is a messenger RNA of Ogataea angusta, 2100 nucleotides long. RefSeq lists its product as uncharacterized. The transcript has a single exon. Gene Ontology annotation, molecular function: protein binding. The record is from RefSeq and is a predicted model, not a curated record. The coding region runs from base 1 to 2100 and encodes 699 amino acids. NCBI's taxonomy places the organism in Eukaryota, Fungi, Ascomycota, Pichiomycetes, Pichiales, Pichiaceae.